This is a messenger RNA of Paramecium tetraurelia, 465 nucleotides long. RefSeq lists its product as uncharacterized. The record is from RefSeq and is a predicted model, not a curated record. Lineage: Eukaryota; Ciliophora; Oligohymenophorea; Peniculida; Parameciidae. Gene Ontology annotation, molecular function: calcium ion binding. The transcript is spliced from 2 exons.
AUGGGGUUAUGCUCGUCUAUGCAUCAUGAGACUGAAUUAUCAGCAUCUCUUAGAUUAAAAGCCAUUUAAAUAUUCCAAAAAAUUGAUAAAGAGAAUAAAGGAGUGAUUGACAAAAAGACCACGCAAUAGUUUUGGCAGUCUAACUUUGCUAAAAUUAAUACUGAAGCUCUAUUUAAAGCAGUAGAUUUUGAUAAUUCGGGUGAUAUCACCAUUUAAGAGUGGCUGACUUUUUGGAAAAUAGUAAAGAAAACUGGAUAUACUGAAUAGGAAAUUAAUGAGGAAGUAUAGCAAAUGUUCUAUAAAUAGCUUGAUGAAUUAAUGCAAGGGAAAGCGUGGGUUUAAUUUAGAGUAGUAGAUCAAUUUAUUUAAGUUGAUAAAAAUAGGAGAAGAUCACAAAUCCCUCAAAUAGUGAUGUAGGAACAAUAAAUGACUUUGAGAAAAACUAAAACAGCUGAAAUCAAAUGA